Molecule: messenger RNA, 1539 nt
Organism: Puccinia triticina
Lineage: Eukaryota; Fungi; Basidiomycota; Pucciniomycetes; Pucciniales; Pucciniaceae
Exons: 4
Coding region: 1-1539 (512 amino acids)
Biological process (GO): translational initiation
Cellular component (GO): eukaryotic translation initiation factor 4F complex
Molecular function (GO): translation initiation factor activity; RNA 7-methylguanosine cap binding
Source: RefSeq, a predicted model, not a curated record
AUGUCUUCAGCAUCGAACCUCAACCGACUCUCAUCCUCAUCAUCCAACGGACAGCCCAAGAAUAGCCCCGCCGACAACCAUACCAGCGCCCAUCUCCCCAAGAAACCCAGUCUCACGACCGCCAACUCGCAAAACGCCCUCCUCAGCAACCCCAACUCGGCCUCCUCCGCCAACCCUCUCCACUCCAAGCGAAACACCCCCACCCUCGGCGUAUUCCCAAACUCCAUCUCCCAGUCCCCCGCCUCACCUAACUCGCUAGGAUUCGGCAAAUCUUCCUUCCAGACCUUCGGCAGAGUUGGUGAUCACUCUCAGCCCCCCUCCCCCGGCAUCUUCAACAGCAAUAGUAAUAACCUAUCCAACCUCAAAAAACCCUUCCAUCAACUCGCCCAACAACAAUCUACCGGAAACCAUACCUUUCAAAAUAGUCCAGCAAACCGUCCAAGAAAAUUAGGAUCGUUCAAUUCGUUGGCAGCCAUCACGUCGGCGACGAACAGUCCGAUCUCAAGAGCAACGGGCGCACUCAAAGAUGAUUCGGAUGAGAAUGAGAUAGAGGAGCAGUCGGAGCAUGCGUCAGAUCCGGCCCAUCCCACCCUCGACAGCUCGCUCGCCCAACAUAAGCUCAGAUCCAAAUGGGUCUUCUGGCUCUUGCACCGUCCCCCGUCCAAAAAAAUCUCAGAGGAAGAGUACGGGAAAGCGAUGAGACGGUUAGGCUCCUGCGACACUGUGGAGACGUUUUAUUCACUGUAUUUGCACAUAAAGCGGCCCUCGAACCACCUCCCGAUCUCGGACCUGCACAUCUUUGUGGAUCCGAUCAAGCCUGCAUGGGAGGACCCGCUGAACGUAGGAGGGGGGAAGUGGACGAUACGGCUGAAGAAGGGGCUGGCGAACCGGCUCUGGGAGACGCUGAUCUUCAGUCUCGUCGGCGGCGGGCUCGAGAAGCUCAUCGCGAACCCGGACAGCCUCUCCGACGACAACGAAUCGCCCGCCCGCGAACACAAGGAGAUCUGUGGGGCCGUGCUCAGCAUCAGAAGAGACGAGGACAUCCUGGCCGUCUGGCAUAGAACCGGCGCUCCCGACGUCGGCGGCGACGGCAAGAUGGCCAAACAAGUCAAAUUGGCACUCCAAACAGUCUUGCAGCUGCCCUUGAACUGCCACCUGGUCUACAAGCUCAACGCCGACUGUCUCUCGUCGAACGUUGCAGUUAGCAUGACGACGAUUGCCCAGAACAUCCAACAGAACCCCUACAAUAGCAACAAUAACAACAGCAACAACAACAACAACAACAACAACAACAGCCAUCACCACCACCACCAACACUACCAGCAGCAGCAAGGCCAAAUCAAGGCCCACCAUCCAAACUACAACCCCAACUACCAUCUCAAACAGAACCAUCGCUCGUCUGCUGGCUUCAAUAACCCCUCUCAGCCCGCCGACCUUGCCAAGCCUGCCGUCACCCAUCCGUUCUCCGCCGGCUUCGGCGCCCUCGGAUCGGCAUCCACUGCCGACGCCGCAGCCGUCGACACCGGCAAGAAAGAGUAA